Charadrius vociferus (killdeer) is the source of this 2163-nucleotide messenger RNA. RefSeq names its product calpain 8 (gene CAPN8). Gene Ontology annotation, biological process: proteolysis. The record is from RefSeq and is a predicted model, not a curated record. The transcript is spliced from 23 exons. Gene Ontology annotation, molecular function: calcium-dependent cysteine-type endopeptidase activity; calcium ion binding. The coding region runs from base 1 to 2163 and encodes 720 amino acids. Gene Ontology annotation, cellular component: cytoplasm. Lineage: Eukaryota; Metazoa; Chordata; Aves; Charadriiformes; Charadriidae.
AUGGCCAUCCAAGGGAGCAGUCCUGAUGCUGGCCAUGAGGUUGUCCUAACCUGGCCAGAUGCAGACCAGCUUCAUUCUGCUUUGAAGGUGUCUUCCUCUUCCUUACGGGCCAUUGGAGCAUGUAGGGCAGCCCCCGGCUCCACCCGAGGCAGUUACCUCCCUAUAUUCACCUUCCAGGAGGUACGACAGCACUGUGCCGUGCACCGGGAGGCCUGUCCUUCUGCCCUGGGCUACCGGGACCUGGGACCGUACUCCUUCAAAACUCGCGGCAUCAUCUGGAAGCGCCCCACGGAGUUAUGUGCCAACCCUCAGUUUAUAAUUGGAGGAGCUACUCGAACAGAUGUCUGCCAAGGAGAGCUGGGUGAUUGCUGGCUUCUAGCUGCCAUUGCAUCUCUCACCUUGAAUCCAGAGAUUCUGUACCGUGUUGUUCCCAAGGAUCAGAACUUCCAGAAGGACUACGCUGGGAUCUUUCAUUUCCAGUUCUGGCAGUACGGGGAGUGGGUGGACGUCGUGGUGGACGACAGGUUGCCCACCAAGAACGGGAAGCUGGUCUUCGUGCACUCGGAGGAAGGCAACGAGUUCUGGAGUGCGCUGCUGGAGAAGGCCUAUGCCAAAUUGAAUGGCUCUUAUGAAGCUCUCACAGGCGGAUCCACUAUGGAGGGCUUUGAGGAUUUUACUGGAGGCAUCUCUGAGUCCUAUGAGCUGCGGAGGGCUCCUUCAAACCUGUACCAAAUCAUCCAGAAGGCUCUGAGAGCUGGGUCAUUGCUUGGCUGUUCCAUUGAUAUAACUACUGCAGCUGAAAUCGAAGCAAUCACAAGCCUGAAGCUAGUAAAGGGACACGCUUACUCUGUCACUGGAGCAGAAGAGGUAUAUUACCGAGGACGGCCAGAGAAACUAGUGAGGCUUAGAAAUCCCUGGGGUGAAGUGGAAUGGACUGGAGCUUGGAGUGAUAAUGCUCCUGAAUGGAAUUAUAUUGAUCCCAAACAAAGACAGGCUCUGGAUAAGCAAAUCGAUGAUGGCGAGUUUUGGAUGGCAUUUUCAGAUUUUCAAAGGCAGUUCACCCGCCUUGAGAUCUGCAACUUGACUCCUGACACGCUGACAAGCAACGAGGUCAAUAAAUGGGACCUGACCCUGUUUAAUGGACAGUGGAGACGGGGUUCAAGUGCUGGGGGCUGCCAGAACUACCAAGCAACAUACUGGACCAAUCCCCAGUUUAAAAUCCGAUUGGACGAACCAGAUGAUGACCAUGAAGGGAGCUUGAAUGAGCCGUGCUGUACUAUACUGGUGGGCUUGAUGCAGAAGAACCGCAGGAGACAGAAGAAAAUGGGAGAAGCUCUGCUUAGUAUUGGUUAUUCGCUCUAUCAGAUUCCUCAGGAGCUGGAAAAUAACACAGAUACUCAUGUGAACCAUGCUUUCUUCGCAAGGAACCAACCGGCAGCCCGGUCUGAUCCUUACGUCAACCUGCGUGAAGUCUCCAGCCGCAUAAAGUUGCCCCUGGGAGAGUACCUCAUUGUGCCAUCCACUUUUGAGCCUUACAAAAACGGAGAGUUCUGCCUGCGAGUUUUUUCUGAGAAACAGGCUAAACCUCAGAUGAUUGGUGAUGUGGUGGCUGCGAGACCGUAUGAGCCUCAUGUCGAUAACAAAGAUAUAGAUGAUGAGUUCAAGACUCUGUUUCAAAAGCUCUCUGGAGAGGACUGCGAAGUGACUGCAACUGAACUUCAAACUAUCCUAAACCGGGUUUUGGUGAAGAGAAGGGAUAUUAAAAGUGAUGGAUUCAACAUUAACACUUGCAGGGAGAUGAUCAGCCUUUUAGAUACCAAUGGGACCGGCACCUUGGGACUUGUAGAAUUCAAGACACUUUGGAUGAAGAUUCAAAAGUAUUUGGCAAUCUAUAAGAAAGUGGACAGUGACUACUCUGGUACCAUCGACUCCCACGAGAUGCGAAAUGCCCUCAGAGAGGCAGGUUUCACGCUCAAUGAUCAGGUGCAGCACAGCAUUGUCAUCCGCUACGCCUGCAGCAAGCUGACCAUUGAUUUUGAUGGCUUUGUGGCCUGUAUGAUCCGCUUGGAGACCCUGUUCAAAGUGUUCCAUCUCCUGGACAAAGACAAGAGUGGAGUCAUCCAGCUCUCACUGGCUGAGUGGCCGUGCUGCACACUGGUUUGA